Molecule: messenger RNA, 3822 nt
Organism: Strongylocentrotus purpuratus (purple sea urchin)
Lineage: Eukaryota; Metazoa; Echinodermata; Echinoidea; Camarodonta; Strongylocentrotidae
Exons: 13
Coding region: 306-2045 (579 amino acids)
Cellular component (GO): plasma membrane
Molecular function (GO): protein binding
Source: RefSeq, a predicted model, not a curated record
UCGCAUUGUUACUUUCUCUAAAUCACACAAUGAAUACAAUUCUUUUUCUUUCGUCAAGGUUAUUCUUUUCGUCCGUGUAAACAGAGCGUUGACAUAAUGUUCGCACUGCGCAGUUCCGUCCCGUCGUGCUCUCUCUUGAGUGACCUCCAUGUUUAUCGAUUUCACCGUGAUACACACAUGUACCCACGCACGCCCGCACGCACGCACUACAUAAACCCACACACUUUCAAUCCAGCGCUUCAAAUCUAUUCGCAUCGCUCGUCUGCAGAAGAUGUAUUUUGCGACACUGCUUUUACUACUUCAGAAUGACAAGCGAAGAGACUACACGGAUCGAGCUGAGAGAGACAGUAGGAGAAGCAGAUGGACAAACGAAAGCAUCCCCUCUCCCAUCGGGGCCCUUGCUCUCUAAUAACGGGGGACCUGCCGCCGCAGAAAAUGGCGGGAACUCUCAGAGGAAUGGCGGAUGUGAAAAGAAACAGACAUUUAGCAAGAGGAGAAUAAGGGUCUACAAAAUCGUCUGUUUAACGUUGGCCAUCGUUCUCAUCGUGGUUCUCGUUAUAAGUUUAUCACUCACACUAAGAGGUUCGCUACAUAAAAAGACGGGAGCCCGAACAUCCACGGCCGCAACUUUGACAGAACAAAGCAGACCGUUCUCAACCAGUAGGCCAACUUACCAAACAGUACCUGCUAUUAUUCUCAAUAUAGAUAGUAUAUCCGUAUCUCUAUCUCUCACAUUUCCAUCAUCGACUUACAAAGACGCCUACUCAGAUCCUAACUCACCGGAAUAUCAAGAGAUAGAGUCAAACUUUACUAAAAAUAUAGAUGGCGUCUUUCAAAAUAGCGAAUUUACAUCCGUAUAUGACAGGGUAACAGUGGAUGAAAUAAGAUCAGGUAGCAUCAUCAUUGAUACAACAAUCCAUCUCAACGGUAUACCAACCCAUCUCCAUGGCGACCUUGCAUCAGUUGAUAUUGCUGAGAUGGAGAUGUUUCUUGGGAAGAGGGUGCAAUCAAAUUUAGAAGAUGGAUACCCGACUGAUGAUAUAUUACUUUUCAAAUUAAAUGGAGCUAAAGUCAGCUCUCCAUCUCUUUCAACAAUAGCACAAGAGAUCACCAUUCCUAUAGUACACAAUACUAGAUGUUUCCAAUGCUCGUCAAGCAGGGACUGUGUACCCCUGUCAUGGGUGUGUGACGGCCAUGCGGACUGCGAUGAAGGCGAAGACGAGAUGAACUGCCCCUGUGAUGAAGGCUUCCUAUGUGGCAGUGGACUAUGUGUGGAUCCGAGUUAUCGGUGUGACGGGUCGCCCGACUGUGAUGAGGGGGAGGAUGAAAUGAACUGCACAUGUAACAAGGUUACCGAAUACCAAUGUCCGUUCACCAAUUCUUGUAUUCCGAAGACCGCCCUCUGCGACUUCACUCCAGAUUGCCUUCAUCAUGAAGACGAAUCAGAAGAUGUCUGCCAUUUUGAAUCAUUUGCUGAAAAUGUGAAUCUCACAAUCGGCGACUCCCGUAUCAUCGGUCUCCCUAUCCCUCUUCAAAAGACUGGAUUCUUAGGCCCUGGCGCCUUUGGUCUUUGGUUCUUCAGCUCCCCCGAAGUUCCAGCCGAAUUUCUCAUCAACGUGACGGUCAGAAUCACUGGAAGCGGCGCGUCGUUCCUCAAAUUCGGGCGAGGUCUGAACGCAACGCGGGCUCCUCUGGCGGCUUUUACUGAGGCCCACGCUGUGAGCCCAGGUGAUUUGAAUCCAUUCUACGCGAGGAACGACAAUGUAUGGGUGGUACUAUACCAGAGCGACAAUGAUAUCGUAGAGGGAGCCUUCAGUGUGACAGCGGUUCCUGCAACGGAUUGUAUAGAUGGAGAAGUGGCUUGUCAGUUCUCACCGGAGUGCAUCCCUCCUGGAGGCCGUUGCGAUGGCAACGAGGAUUGUUCUUUCACCGGUGAGGAUGAGACUCUCUGUCUCUUACCACUCAACCCUGAUGAGAUGAAUAACUAUUCGGACUACUCUAGCAACUCUAAUUCCUUUAGCUCAUCAGCAUAUUUUGGAAAUUAACGGAACAAAAUUGAUUAAUAUUAAUAUCAAUAAUAUUCCGCUUUUAUAUACCGCUUAAUACAUGAUUACAGCAUUCAGGGUACAGGAUACAGGAUUUCAGAUAAUAAUUACCCCGGUCAUCGAAGUAUUCACAUUCUUCACUCCGGUCGCAUCUGCUCAUCCAACCACAUGAAUCUUCGCAUGCUACCGGAUACCCAUUUAACCCAUGGAUAGACAGUAGCAAGUGCAGGUUAAUAUCUUGCCAAAGGAUAUUAGUGCCGUGUCUGGAUUCGAACCCUCGACCUUCGCAUAUCCAGUCAAGCGCUUUUAACCACUCGGCCACGACACUCCAUGCACUCAAAAACUGUACCCUUUGGAAUUUAAGGGAUAUUAUUAUGAUUAAAACGAGGACGAUGAUGAAGAUGACGACAACGACUAUAAUAGUGAUGAACAUUAUAAAGAAAAUAACAAUAAUUGUAGAGAUAACAGUAACAAUAAUAAUUUUUCUUUUAUCAAUGCUACUCUUUGAUUUUGUAAUACCAAUCAUUUCUUUUAUAGUACGAUUACAAAUAAUAAUGAUUUUUAUGAUAAUGAUGAAACAAAAAAAAAACUAAAAUUAUAAUAAAACAACGAUAGCGAUUAUGAUAAUAAUGAUAUUGAUAAUAUUAAAGUUGAUAACACUAACAUUGUUUUCUAUCAUAGGUCUUUAUAAAAAAACACUGUUCUAUUUCCACGUUCAAAUGCGCUUUACAAUGAUUUUAUUGACGGGAUCAGUGACUUACGAACAUUCAGCGUUGUUUGUUUUAAUGAGGUGUGUUGCAUUAGAUUAAUCAUUACGUAAUGAUCCCUAAAAAAGAAAAUGGACAGAUAAAUAUAGAUUCACUAACUAAGCUUUUAAUAACAAAUUGUUAAAUAAAAGGAUACAGUUUUCUAUUGUUAACGUUGAAUUUUUGUUGGCGCUUUACAAUGAUUUUAGUGACGGGAUCAGUGACUUACGAACAUUCAGCGUUGUUUGUUUUAAUAAGGUGUGUUGCAUUAGAUUAAUCAUUACGUAAUGAUCCCUAAAAAAAGAAAAUGGACAGAUAAAUAUAGAUUCACUAACUAAGCUUUUAAUAACAAAUUGUUGAAUAGAAGGAUACAUUUUUCUAUCGUUAACCUUUAAAAAAAAUUGGGCAUCAAACUGCGCAUCUAUAAACACAUUUGAAGCUACAUGACUAUUAUAAAUGCACACUUCGUUUAAUAUAUCAACCUCUAUGAUAAACGUAGGAAUUAUUCAUAUCAAACCAAAGAAAAUAUACAAAAUAAUACUACAAUAGUUUCAAAUACUUUAACAGAUAAAUUGUCUAAAACUUUGGUUAACGAAUAUCUCUACUUUUGAUUACAGUAUGCUCCUUACUCCAUCUAAACAAGAAAAACUAAAAGAUGGAACAAAUAUUUGAUUUUUCUCGGGGGGGGGGGGUAGUGCCCAAUGGCAAGCCCUCCAUAUAGCAACAAGAGAUUUUACGAAAGUAUAAUCAUCUUACCAGUGCCCUUGUGAGAACAUUAACUUUGAAUUAAAACCACACGGAAUAACGCAAAUUUCAUCUAAGAUCAGUAACUGUGAUUGUAAAAUGAUAAACAUAUUAAGUACUUUACUAUUGUGGUGUAUAUGUACAGUUUGGUGCGUACUCUUUAAUGUAUAAUGGUUCAUUGUUAUUUGCAUCUUCAUUGUUCUUAUUUCUAAAUAUCUUGGUAUUUAUAGCAAAAAAGAGAGGACGAAACAAGUUGACAGUAUAAAUAAAAAGUGUAAAUAUCUUUA